This is a messenger RNA of Nymphalis io (European peacock), 2014 nucleotides long. RefSeq names its product carcinine transporter-like. Gene Ontology annotation, biological process: transmembrane transport. The transcript has 13 exons. The record is from RefSeq and is a predicted model, not a curated record. Gene Ontology annotation, molecular function: transmembrane transporter activity. The coding region runs from base 180 to 1943 and encodes 587 amino acids. NCBI's taxonomy places the organism in Eukaryota, Metazoa, Arthropoda, Insecta, Lepidoptera, Nymphalidae. Gene Ontology annotation, cellular component: membrane.
CAGUCGCCGUUGGAGACACACGCAUUCAGUGACGUCAUAUACACGUUUUCUGCGUUCAUACGUUAUAGCGUCUUUGGGGAAAAUUAGCAAAACCAGCGUUCAACGCUUCAGUGUUUAGAUUUCAGUGAUCAGGAAGACGUCGGAAAAAGUGUCUUUUAAGGAAAAAACCGACUUCGAGAAUGGAAUCACAUGAGAAGAUGGCCAAGAUCGCGGCUGAACCCCGGGAUCUUGUCAAUGUGACCUUGGAAUUGGAAAAUACUAAAAUAAAUGGCGUCACACGAAGAAACAGACAGCUCAAAGAUCUUGACGAUCUCUUCCCAUACAUUGGAGACUUUGGCUGGUACCAACGGAUGCUGUUCCUUCUCAUGAUACCAUACGCAUUCUUCUUCGCUUUCGUUUACUUCUCCCAGAUCUUCAUGACCGUCGUUCCAGCUGAGUAUUGGUGCUUUGUGCAGGAGUUGGAGCACUUGAGUGUCGACGAACGGCGACAUCUAUCCAUCCCGCAAGCCGCUGAUAGUAAAUACGAGAAGUGUCUCGUCUACGAUGUAGACUGGUCGAAAGUUCUCGAAGGCGGCAGUUUGAUACCAAACACAACAUGGCCGACGAAAAAAUGCCAGGAUAAAUGGGAAUUUAAUUUCACUGACGUGCCUUACGAAACCAUCGCUACUCAGCUUGGUUGGGUGUGUGAUAAGGAUGAAUACCCAGCGACAGCGCAAGCAGUUUUCUUCUGCGGGGCGAUAGUUGGUGGACUAAUUUUUGGAUGGAUAGCUGACAAAUUUGGAAGAAUACCCGCUAUAGUAGGAACGAAUUUGGCCGGCUUUCUCGCUGGUGUGGGCACUGCGUUCGCCAACAGCUUCUGGUCAUUCUGUCUGUGCCGGUUCCUCGUGGGUCUGGCGUACGACAACUGCUUCGUGAUCAUGUACAUCGUUGUGAUAGAGUACGUCGGUCCAAAAUGGCGGACAUUUGUCGCGAAUAUGUCUAUAGCCGUUUACUUCACGUUCGCCGCCUGUCUUCUGCCCUGGAUCGCUCUGGGGGUGUCUGAUUGGAAGAUAUACACCCUGAUAACCAGCGUACCUCUGGUGUUGUCGAUAUUCACCCCAUGUUUGGUUCCGGAGAGCGCAAGAUGGCUGAUAGCUCAAGGUCGAAUAGAUGAAGCUUUGAAGAUCUUGAAGAAAUGCGAACGAAUGAACAGAAAGAAGAUUCCUGAUGAGAUCAUUAAGGAGUUUAAAGAAACCGCACAAGAGAUAGCGAGAGUGGAGCAAGAGAACGCGAAGUACACCGUGCUGGACCUGUUCCGCUCGCCGCGCCUGCGCCGCCGCAGCACUCUGCUGGUGGUGCUGUGGAUGUGUGUGUCGCUCGUGUUCGACGGCCACGUGCGCAACGUGGGCGCGCUCGGCCUCGACGUGUUCCUCACGUUCACCGUCGCCACCGCCACCGAGUUCCCGGCAGACAUCCUGCUCGUGUUGACAUUGGACGUGAUCGGGAGACGUUGGCUCGCAUUUGGAUCGAUGGUAAUUAGUGGACUGUUCAGCAUCCUCGCUACCACCGUUCCGUUCGGGCUCCCGUCUGCAUCACUCGCCAUUGUGGGCCGGUUUGCGGUGAACAUCUCGUACAACAUCGGCAUGCAGUUCGCGGCAGAGCUGCUACCGACGGUGCUCCGCGCACAGGGCCUCGCGCUCAUCCACAUCGCGGGAUACUUCGCCACCAUCCUCGUGCCGUACAUAGUGUACUCGGCGACGCUGUGGUCGGCGCUGCCGCUGCUGCUGCUGGGCGCGAUGGGGGUGUGCGGCGGCUGCGUGGCGCUGCUAUUGCCGGAGUCGCUCGGGGCAGACAUGCCGCAGUCCGUGCGCGACGCAGAGGACUUCGGUCGGGAACAGAAAUUCUGGGACGGACCUUGGAACAGAAAGGUGAGCGACUCGAACAAGGAGACAUGUAAAGUGUGAUAAAUGUAUAUAGAAUAUUAUAUAUCUAAAAUACAUAAUACAGUAUUAAACCCUAUAUAGAAAUAAAUAAA